AUGUCCAAACGGCGUGAAGACUACUUGACCGGAAUAGUCUACUCGUUGGACAUCGAGCUUGAAGCGAUAAAGCUUUUCCUUGACGAAAUACACGUCAUGCUUCCACCAAUUGAGCCAGAUCAAAACAAUUAUACUCUAGGCUCUAUGUGCGGGCAUAAUGUUGUCAUAGCACCCUCUCGGAUGGCUGGGCCUUCUCCAAGGGCUACCGCAGCACAGUCUAUGAUCCGGAGCUUCCCAGAUAUCAGGUUCUGUCUUUUAGUUGGAAUCGGAAGCGGAAUACCUACUGAUGGACGCGACAUUCGUCUUGGUGAUGUUAUCGUCAGCAAACCUUCAGCUGAGCAUGGAGGUGUAGUUCAAAUCAACAUUACCACACGGCAAAAGUUCUCGCCCAUCGGAACGCUGGGUUCACCAUCAUCGUUGUUGUUGCAAGCUAUUGGUUUACUCCAAGCCCGGGACGAACUUGGUGAACUCAAUCUGAGUCAAGAUAUCUCAGAGAUCCUAGCGCAUGCCCGAAAUGCGGACCUUUACGAAUUUCCUGGACGACAUCGAGAUCUCCUCUUCUCCGCAGACUAUGCACAUGCUCGACCUGGAGAAAAUUGUUCGUCCUGUGACCACACCAACCUCAUAUUCAGGAGGGAUCGUGAUGAUCAGGAUAUAGUGGUUCAUUAUGGCUUGAUAGCUGGCAGCAAUUCUAGCGCCAAGGUCCAGGACGCAAAUCUCCGUGAUCAGAUCGGUACAGAGCUGGAUGCUAUCUGUUUUUACAACAAAGCGUCAAGGUUGAUGGACACCCUGCCUUGUCUGGUGAUCAGAGGUGUGGCCGACUACGCUGAUACGCAUGAAAGUGCCGAGUGGCAACCCUACGCAGCUCUUGCAGCAUCUGCGUAUACCAAGCAGUUGCUGUCAGGUGUUGACAUGGACACAAACAGAGGCAUUGCAACAGCAACGUCUCUUGAUCCAGAUCUGUCCAGCGCAACACGCUCAAAUCAGGAACUCGAUAAUGGAGCCAGCACGACCGCAGACAACGACGGAGCCAGUGCGAAUAUUGACACUCUGGGCAAUACCACUCUAGUAGAUGUAGGCAAUGUAACCGGGAUCUCUGCUGCAAAAGGAGUUGCCCAGGUAAUGAUAUCAAAUGAGCGGCUACGAUCUGUAUGCGCCAUCGCCGCACGGCGACUCGAGCGUCAUCAGCUGCAACAAAGCGUGUCCGUUGCCCUAUGGGAGCUUUUGGAUGCCCUGAGGGAACAGCCCCAAAGUCCUGUGUUGAUUGCGUUGGGGCGGUUAUUCAUCCAGCACAGAUCGCACAUCGCUAAAGAUAUCACAGAAUUCUUCUACGAGCGGGCGGACUUGCUCAACGCUGACCAAGUUGGAACGACCCCUAUAUCUGAUUCAACAUUGAUGCAACGGCUCAGCGAUUGGUUUCCUGCCACGAACGUCAAAAACACUGCUGUCGAUAAAGCUCGUCCAGGAGAGGUACUAACUCCGGAUGACCAAAUAGACUUGGAAUCCCAAGAACUUUCCGACGACACUAUGUUGACAAACCUGUAUCAAUUGGAUGAGAUUCUCUGUCAAGGACCGAUCUCCGUAAACAUACUUAGCAAGCUGAAGGAAUUGCUCUUACCGCCGGUCCAUAUCCUCCUUGAAAACACUCUUGGCAAAUGCCUGGCCGAAACACAAGGAGUCUUGAGAAUCACAUGCUUGGUUGAAUGGGAACUGCUUCAACUUGUCGAUAAUGAAGGUCUGGCUGUGGAUGACAUAGACUGCUUGUUCACGUUGAGUGGUGACUUCGAACACGCGCGUGCCGAUCCUUUGGCUAGCCACGAAAUCUGGGAAACAGGCAAAGAGUUGCUUUCUCUCGUCAAACUCUGCUUGACCAUGGCUUCGUAUGACGACUUGAUCCCUUUUCGAUCAAGACUCGAAGCCGGACAGACACAAAUGCAACUUUUCAAGGCGAACAUGAACGCUGAGAAAGAGUAUGCAGUCGUGAAUAUUGCAGGAUCAGCUGAUUACAUCAAGACAACCGUCAACCAGCUCGCUUGGUUGACAGCCACUCUCAGAGUACCGCAUGGUGAGAUGCUGACUGUCAGCUGUAUCAACUUUCAGCCCCACAGAACACAGACUGGUGAGGUCCUGGAGAGGAUGUUCCGAAUGAGUCUUUGGGAACAAAAAAGUCGCCUCAACCAACUGAUGAGCCAGGACAAUGCUGGACUAAGUUGCUUACACAUAGUGUUCUAG
Aureobasidium musti is the source of this 2232-nucleotide messenger RNA. The record is from the annotation of a GenBank genome assembly. Lineage: Eukaryota; Fungi; Ascomycota; Dothideomycetes; Dothideales; Saccotheciaceae.